AUGGGUAAAAUGCAGCACAUUGUCGCCUACAUAAGUGGUGGCGCGAACGGUAUCGGAAAGGCUAUCGCCGAGAAAAUUCUUUCUCAAGGUGGCAAAGUGGUGUUAGCCGAUAUAUCUUGCAAUGGAGUUAAAGUUGCGGAGAAAAUGGGCGAGAAAGCUUUAUUUUCGUGUACCGACGUUAGAAACGAGAAAGACGUGCAGGAAAGCAUAAAAUGCGCGAAAGAUAAAUUCGGCGGGGUGAACGUGCUAAUUAACGCCGCGGCUGUUCUUGGGGCCGAAUCGUUGUACGAUUUCAAGAACAAAAAGCCCCAUUCGGUCGACCUGUACAGGUGCCUAUUCGAUACCAACGUCUGGGGUGUAUUUAACGUGACGCGUUUAAUGGUCGGCAUGAUGGCGGAAAACAAACCAGAUGCGCAUCGACACAGAGGCGUUAUUAUCAAUCUUUCAAACGCGAUGGCGACCGACUCGCCACCAGGAUAUGUCGCCUACGGUGCCACAGGCGCAGCGGUCGCUGGAAUGACGAUACCUUUCGCCAGAGGACUCGCACAAAGAGGAAUACGUGUCGUUGGUAUAUGCCCCGGUUUCAUUGACAGCCCCAUGACAGCCGCGAUGAAACCGGAAGAGAAGAAAUGUUGCAUCGAAAUGAAACUGACACCAAGACGUUUCGGUAGUUGCGAAGAAGUCGCCCAUUUGAUCCAAGCUUGCAUCGAGAAUCCAUUGAUCAACGGUGAGAAUAUCCGUAUCGAUAUGGGCUUCAGAUACAACCAAAUACCUGACGGCCAGCAGGAAAAUUCGAAGUGUUAG
Messenger RNA from Colletes gigas, 804 nucleotides. RefSeq names its product 3-hydroxyacyl-CoA dehydrogenase type-2-like. Gene Ontology annotation, molecular function: estradiol 17-beta-dehydrogenase [NAD(P)+] activity. The coding region runs from base 1 to 804 and encodes 267 amino acids. The transcript has 4 exons. The record is from RefSeq and is a predicted model, not a curated record. Gene Ontology annotation, cellular component: mitochondrion. Gene Ontology annotation, biological process: androgen metabolic process; fatty acid metabolic process; estrogen metabolic process. NCBI's taxonomy places the organism in Eukaryota, Metazoa, Arthropoda, Insecta, Hymenoptera, Colletidae.